AUCCACUAAAGCACAAACAACCCUUCAAAAUGUACAAAUUGGUAGCCUUCUUCGCCCUUUUGGCUUGCGCUUACGCCGCCCCCGGUUUUGUAGCCGCCCCCGCAGUGGUGCACACCCCCGUUGUUGCUCAUUCCGUCUCCAGCCACCACGCUGUUGUUGCUCACCCAGCUCCAGUUGUCGCUGUUAAGGCUGCUGUCCCCGUUGUUCACGCCGCUCCUGUUGUUCAUGCCGCUCCCAUCGUCCACGCCGCCCCCAUUGUUAAACAUGUUCCAGUUGUUCAUGCCGCCCCCGUUGUCCACUCCGUCCACGCCGUCCAUGGAGUCCAUUACCAUUAGGUGCUAACCUCUACAUGGCUGUGAUCCUCACUUGUAAAAUAUUUAUUUAUGUCUAAGGUCUUUAAAUACAAAUUUAAUAAGAACA
This is a messenger RNA of Tribolium madens (black flour beetle), 420 nucleotides long. RefSeq names its product cuticle protein 63-like. Lineage: Eukaryota; Metazoa; Arthropoda; Insecta; Coleoptera; Tenebrionidae. The coding region runs from base 30 to 335 and encodes 101 amino acids. The transcript has 2 exons. The record is from RefSeq and is a predicted model, not a curated record.